Messenger RNA from Alternaria arborescens, 1074 nucleotides. RefSeq lists its product as hypothetical. The transcript has a single exon. The record is from RefSeq and is a predicted model, not a curated record. The coding region runs from base 1 to 1074 and encodes 357 amino acids. NCBI's taxonomy places the organism in Eukaryota, Fungi, Ascomycota, Dothideomycetes, Pleosporales, Pleosporaceae.
AUGCCUUUGCCAACCGCUUCAAGGCCGAACGGAAGCUGCACAAAAAUUCCUGACCAUACGCCACUGCCAGUGGAGACACCCCCGAGCGAUGCGAAGCGCGGUAUAUGCCGGCUGCACUUCCUUGAGAGCGAAGAGCAAGACUCAUUAGACUUCCUCAAGUACAGGAUUGCGAUUCAGUUCGAACGUUUUACCGCUGUUAGAUCAUGUCCGCUGUGCGAUACCGAACUCGUCCAUUACGGCAUGAUCGCCCGCAUCGAACAUCUUCUGGCUCAGGCUUGCAAGGCCCAGGGCAAUGUAACCGCCUUGAGAAAACGCUAUGAUUACGCGUACGAACCGUUUGAGCGACUUGAAGAGCUAGAAGAAGACGUAGCUGGCGUCAUGGAAGAUUUCAGGAACGAAACGAACAACUCAUCCCAGCCGACUAAGGAUUCCUUGUUCACCCAACUGCACAAAGUGCUCAACAAGAACAAGAUCUGGGGCAGAGACUUGGACUACCUUGAACAACUCCUUCUGGACGGUCACAGUAUUCCUGAAGCCAUACAGAUAUGGUAUACGUUUAAGCUCGACUGGGCUCAAGAAGACUUCGCGGCCCAAAGUAUGAUGCUAGGCAAGCAACUCGAUCCCCUUGUCGAUCAGCUACACGAACUUGAGUACGCCCUCCAGCAUCUAUUUGCAGAUCUUCACGAAUUCGACGGAUUUCUAGACCUGGAGAUUGCUUUGGAAGUACAAAACGUGUUUGGAGCCACUGCUCUAUCGGACGAAGUCUUCGAAGAGCCGGAGGAAUGGAGUCGUUGGCAAGAUAACACAGGGCUGAAGAUUGAAAACGCCGAGAUACAAUCUGAUUGGUUGCACAGAACCAUUGGUCGGUUUCAACGCGGGCUGAGCAGUCCUGAAGUAUCGGGUCGUGUAGAGCAGGAAGAAGACACGGCCGACGUGUAUACUGCGGUCACGAAUGCGAUGGAGGAGGGUUAUGAUUUGGCGGAAGUGUGGGGAUUUGCAGACAGCGAAGGCGUAACGGAUAGUGACUAUGGGGAUGAAGACGCGAUGGAUUUUGAUGUGCUAGAUUCGCCUUAA